ACCAUGGUAAACGCAUUGGCACGAUCCAAAGAACCUCAAGCGAAUCUUGGUGAAAUAAAUUUAGUCAGAAUUCCAAUAUUUAAUGGAGAAAAUCAAAACCCUGUCGAAUGGUUAAGCCCUAGAGUAACAACCUUUGUACCUCCUGCAACAAGAAGCCCAGUGGCACAAAUAGCUACGUUAUUACAAGAAAUCGUUUCAACAGUAAAAAGUAAUAGUAACGAUAGCUAUCGGCCAAAAGGAACCCAAUCAACCACCUCCCAAAGUCAAGCUUUAGUCGACUUUGAAAACAGCGGUGCA
Molecule: messenger RNA, 297 nt
Organism: Racocetra fulgida
Lineage: Eukaryota; Fungi; Glomeromycota; Glomeromycetes; Diversisporales; Gigasporaceae
Source: the annotation of a GenBank genome assembly